AUGCGCACGUACGACGACACGUUCUCCGGACAGAGAAUCUACCCUGGAAAGGGUAAGCUCUACGUCCGCGGUGACUCCAAGAUCUUCCGUUUCCAGAACGGAAAGUCCGAGUCCCUCUUCCUCCAGCGCAAGAACCCCCGCCGCAUUGCCUGGACCGUUCUGUACCGUCGCCAGCACCGCAAGGGUAUCUCUGAGGAGGUCGCCAAGAAGCGCACCCGCCGCACCGUCAAGGCCCAGCGUGCCAUCGUCGGUGCCUCCCUCGAUGUGAUCAAGGAGAAGCGCUCCAUGCGCCCCGAGGCCCGCUCCGCCGCCCGCGCCGCCGCCAUCAAGGAGUCCAAGGACAAGAAGAACGCCGACGCCGCCGCCAAGAAGGCCGAGAAGGCCAAGUCCGCCGCCGCCGGUGGCAAGAAGGGCCCCAUCGCCUCCAAGCAGGGCUCCAAGGGCGCCGCUCCCAAGGUCCAGGCCCGUACCCGUUAA
Messenger RNA from Colletotrichum acutatum, 477 nucleotides. RefSeq names its product ribosomal protein L24e. The transcript is spliced from 3 exons. The record is from RefSeq and is a predicted model, not a curated record. NCBI's taxonomy places the organism in Eukaryota, Fungi, Ascomycota, Sordariomycetes, Glomerellales, Glomerellaceae. Gene Ontology annotation, molecular function: structural constituent of ribosome; mRNA binding. Gene Ontology annotation, cellular component: cytosolic large ribosomal subunit. Gene Ontology annotation, biological process: cytoplasmic translation. Bases 1 to 477 code for a protein of 158 amino acids.